Messenger RNA from Paraphaeosphaeria sporulosa, 2601 nucleotides. RefSeq lists its product as uncharacterized. The transcript is spliced from 6 exons. Bases 1 to 2601 code for a protein of 866 amino acids. The record is from RefSeq and is a predicted model, not a curated record. Gene Ontology annotation, molecular function: antiporter activity. Gene Ontology annotation, biological process: proton transmembrane transport. Lineage: Eukaryota; Fungi; Ascomycota; Dothideomycetes; Pleosporales; Didymosphaeriaceae. Gene Ontology annotation, cellular component: membrane.
AUGGCCACUUCAGUGGUGACCGGCACCGCGACACCGACGGCACACAAGUCAACGGGUAGUGAAUCUAUCUUGGAUGGCUACGACCCAUCCACAUACAUGCCCAGUAAUCCGAUUAUGAUUUUCAUGAUCCAGGCCAUAAUAAUUCUCCUCGUCUGCCGUGCUAUGCAUUUUCCUUUAGGCUACCUCCGACAGCCUCGAGUCGUCGGCGAAGUCUUGGGCGGCAUCAUUCUGGGACCCUCGGUCAUCGGACGUAUACCAGGUUUCACUGACACCGUCUUUCCGAAAGAAUCGAUUCCGAAUUUGAGCAACGUCGCGAACCUGGGGCUUAUCUUGUUCCUGUUCAUUAUUGGUCUUGAGGUUGAUAUGAGGGUGUUCUUCAGCAACUGGAAGAUUGCUGUCAGUGUUGCAGCGGCAGGCAUGACAUUUCCCUUUGCUCUGGGCUGCGCCGUUGCUCAUGGGCUGUACAACCAGUUCUCGAGCGAGCCUGGAACGGUGCCUAUCGCGUAUGGAACCUUCCUUCUGUUCAUCGGUGUGGCUAUGUCUAUCACGGCUUUCCCAGUUCUUUGCCGUAUCUUGACCGAGCUCAAACUUCUCGGAACUCCCGUCGGAAUGAUCACUCUCGCAUCUGGUGUUGGUGACGACGUCGUUGGGUGGGUCCUUCUAGCACUCUGCGUGGCUCUGGUCAACGCUGCGAACGGCCUCACUGCUCUUUACAUCAUUCUCGUAACUGCGGGGUACACACUUUUCUUGUUCUUCGCCGUACGCCCAGGGUUUAUGUGGGUUCUUCGUCGCACGCACUCUCUCCAGGACGGUCCAACCCAAGGUGUUAUGGUAUUAACGAUGCUCAUGAUGCUCGGCAGCGCUUUCUUCACCGGUGCGAUCGGUGUCCACCCAAUAUUUGGGGCCUUCCUUGCAGGUCUCAUCUGCCCUCACGAGGGAGGCUUUGCCAUUAAAGUGACGGAGAAGAUUGAGGAUUUGAUGGGCGCACUUUUCUUGCCGCUGUACUUCACACUUUCGGGCCUUAACACCAACCUUGGACUACUCAACAACGGCAUCACGUGGGGAUACCUGAUCGCAGUGACCAUCAUUGCAUUCACUGCAAAGUUUGUCGGAUGUGCUUGCGCCGCACGGUUGAACGGGCUUGUUUGGCGAGAGAGCUUCUCAAUUGGAAGUCUGAUGGCUUGCAAGGGGCUUGUGGAGCUGAUCGUACUGAACAUUGGCCUCCAAGCGAAAAUUCUGAGUACCCGAGUCUUCACUGUGUUCGUCGUCAUGGCACUUAUCACAACCUUUGCCACUACACCACUCGCUUCGGCGCUAUAUCCGCCGGCGUACCAGAAGAAGAUCGAAGCAUGGAAGCGUGGAGAGAUCGAUUGGGAGACUGGAAAGCCUCUCAAAGAUGGAAAACCGGAUAUGGAUGACAACGUCGAGAUGAGACGCCAAAGGAGAGGACCUUCAGAGGUUCGAAGUCUCUUGGUAUACCUCCGGCUUGACAAUAUGCCCAACACUCUUGCUUUUGUAUCUCUCUUUGGCGGAAAGAUUGGAGACUCAAAGACUAAAAUUCACCCGCAUCACGAAGAUAAGGCAACCGUUCGCCAGUCGACGGAGGAAAUACGAUCCAUGGUGGCAAUUCACGGCGUCCGCAUAGCGCAACUCACUGCGCGGUUGGGCUCCGUCAUGACAUCGCACGAAGUCACCGAACUGUCCGCCUUCGAUCCCGUCCUCAAUGCAUUCCGCGUUCUCGGGCAGCUUUACAACCUCGCUGUCUCAGGAGAGGUUGCAGUGGUGCCAGAAGACUCGUACGCUGAGACCUUGGUCGGACGCGCUCAAGACGAACAGUCCGACCUCCUUCUCGUCCCCUGGACCGAAACAGGGAGCCUGAGUGAAGCACCUAUGGUCUCCAAGAACACCAUGGAGCACAAACUCCGUUCCGACGCAUACACAGCUUUCGUCGCGGAAACCCUAAACACAUCAAGUUGCACUACCGCUGUGUUCGUAAACCGCGCGUUCAGCGGAAGUCUCGAACAGAGCCCACUCGCCCUCACGCGCCGCAUGAUAGCUAAAGGUCAGCAGCGCAAGACCAAGCGUGAUCAAGUUGCAGUGAGCGAUAGAAGCCAUCAUCUCUUUGUACCAUUCUUCGGUGGCGCGGAUGGACAGGCGGCCGCAGGGUUGGCGUUGCAACUGGCGGAGAACCCCGACAUCACCAUCACCAUGGUGCAUUACCAGAUCAGGCACGAGGGUACGGCAAGCUCUGAUCAGAUCAUGCGAGAAGAAGGGUUAUACACACACGAGGGGAAGACGAGAGUUUCGACCUCUGCCCCUACCGAUGACGACUUUUUCAUCACCAUGCAACACGCGCUACCAACGACGCAGAGACAUCGAGUGACUUUCCGCACAGUCAUCUCGUAUGAUCCUGUGGAAGAUGCUGUGAAGGAUGCGCAACUAGAGGUCGGCCAGCAAGGGAACGGCGGCGAUCUGGUUCUGCUAGGGCGAAAUGCAGAAUUGAUCGAGUCGAACUCAGCGUGCUUGGGCUUGGUGGCCGAUGUUCUGCUUGAACACGAUGUCAAAGCUAGUAUUGUGGUUGUGCAGGCGAGGAAGGACUGA